This is a messenger RNA of Scatophagus argus, 3895 nucleotides long. RefSeq names its product activating transcription factor 6 (gene atf6). Gene Ontology annotation, cellular component: nucleus. NCBI's taxonomy places the organism in Eukaryota, Metazoa, Chordata, Actinopteri, Scatophagidae. Bases 169 to 2103 code for a protein of 644 amino acids. The record is from RefSeq and is a predicted model, not a curated record. The transcript has 16 exons. Gene Ontology annotation, molecular function: DNA-binding transcription factor activity, RNA polymerase II-specific; RNA polymerase II cis-regulatory region sequence-specific DNA binding. Gene Ontology annotation, biological process: regulation of transcription by RNA polymerase II; endoplasmic reticulum unfolded protein response.
UAGUCCCUCGGCGGCACCCGUAGUUUUGUGGUAAAGUCAGACGUGUAUCUUCGCCUCAAACGGGAAGUUAGUUACCCACCAAACAACUGUAAGAUGAACAGUCCUAUGAGCCAUCGCUUGAUCGCAGUUUGUUUCUCUGAGACAACUCACUAAUGAAUUCAAAAGGACAUGUCAACAGACGUAACGUUACAGUUCGAAAACCAUCGGCAGUAUCCCGUGAUGGACAGUGAGACAGGCAUCUCAAUCGACCAGGGAGGAGAGUGGGACAUAAGCCUGUUUGAUGAGCUGAACGACCUAGGAGAUGCAGAUGAGCUACUUGAGGCCCUGCAGAACGCUGGCUAUGCCAGUGAAGGUCCAGACCUGGACUUUGAUAUCGACAUACCGCCAUGGAAUGCAGUGGACACAAUCAGCACCUGCACAGAUGGUGAGGUGAGCGUGGACUCUCUGUCACCUGCCCACACUCUGAGCUCUGUCCCCUCUCCUUCCUCUGUGGAAGCCCUGUCCCCAUACUCCUUUCAAGAUGAGGCCCUGUCCCCACAGUUGCAGCUCUCUCCUGUUUCUGUCUGCUCAGAGUCCAGUGGCUUUUCUGUAUUUUCAUCCCCAGCUAAGAAAGCACCAAAGAGAACCAGCCAGACCACACGAGCCAAACAAGCUCAGCCAGUCAAGAGGCCCAUUCAGAUUGGCCCGAAGGUUUCCAUCCAGCCGAAACCCCUGAUUACAGCUGUGCCCUUGGCUCAUGCGGCAACCCCCCUGCCAGCCAAGACAAUCAUCAUCCAGCCCCUGCAGACCACUGUGCUUCCUGUGGUUAAACCGGCUCCAGUCAGCAUCCAACCAGCACCCCCUGCAGGACGUCCUAUAGUGUUGUCUCCGCCAAGCCAGGUGCUACAGAUCCAGCCACCGCAGGCCGUCACCGGCAAUGUGGUUGCCAUGCCGAUGCUGAGGCAGGAUGGGCCCGUCCCCGUCGCGGCUCCUCCAGUGGUCUCCGUCACACUUCGAAGCCCUUCAUCAGACGAUGAUUCAAAGAUGUCUCAGCGGCAGCAACGCAUGAUAAAGAACCGUGAGUCUGCAUCUCUGUCUCGCAAAAAGAAAAAAGAGUAUCUGCUCUCUCUGGAAGCUCGCCUGAAAUUGGCGUUGUCUGAGAAUGAGGCGCUCCAGUGUGAGAAUGGCAGCCUCAAGAAACAGCUGGAGAGCCUGCUGAGUGAGAACACAGCAUUAAAUGCAAAAGCCCCCAAGAGGAGAGCUGUGUGUCUCAUGGUGGUGUUGGUGUUCCUCGUGCUAAAUGUUGGACCAAUGAGUCUGUUUCAGGGUCGCUCCAAGCUUGACGUCUAUUCCACGCAGCACAGCGGCAGACACCUGUUGGAUUUCUCCUCAGAGGAAGAGACUGAGGCAAUUAUCGAGCCUGAUCCCUUCAGAAGCAGCCCCUCUGAGAUUGCAGACAGCUCUGAGGAUAAGGCCCUGAUGGUGGUGAAGGAUCCUAUCUUUCUCAGGCCGCCUCCCCCCUGCCAGCCUCCUGUUAACAGGACCAAGUGUUUAGAGUUGGCUCAUGAGUUGAGGGGUUGGGUCCACCGUCAUGAAGUUCAGCAGACCAAAUCCAGGCGUAUGAGCAACACCAAUCACAAACCUACCAGGACCAUUCUGAAAACAGAAACUAAGGAGUCUGAGAGUGCACAGAUUGUGACCGUCCAAUACACUGAAACUACUGAAGAGAAGAAUCCUGGCAGUGAGCUGCAGGUAUACUACGCACCUCACCACACCUACAGUGACUUCUUUGAUGAGAUCAAUCGCCGUGGCGACACUUUCUACGUAGUGUCUUUCCGCAGGGAUCAUCUUCUACUUCCAGCCACCAGCCACAACAAAGGAAGUCGACCCAAGAUGUCUGUGGUGUUGCCAGCCAUGAACAUAAAUGACAGCAUCAUAAGGAACAAAGAGUUUGAGGUGAUGAUGCAGAUCGACUGUGAAGUAACUGACACCAGGAUCCUCCACAUCAGGUCAUCCAGCAUCCCACCUCUCCUCAGGGUCAACAACACAGACACAUUGUACCAGCACUCAGCGACAGACAGCCAGGCCGCCCCUCCCGUCGGUGUGCUGAUGGGGUCUGCUUAAGAUCACCUGUGGCACCUGUAUGGUUUAUAACUCCUCUACAAAACACACAAACAUGGAGAACAUAAGACCUCUGUUCACACUUUUAUUUAUUAUUUUUUUAAGUUAGGAAGUAUAUUCCAAAACUGCCGUGACUUAACAAUUGUGAUUUAGAUAUGAAUGAAUGAGUAUAAAUAACCAGUCCGUCAUGACUGGGUUUCAUUCAGAUCAUUCAAAUCUAGAAGGAACGUAGCUCAAAUUGUCAGCACCAAGCAGUCGGUCUCAUUCUUUAUCUGGACUGAUAUCCAGAGGUAGUCUGUAGCUGCUUGUGUGGCAACAUUGAACUUCUCCCUGUACCCCCAGACGCCCCACAUAAGGGUAAUUGCUUAGCGGCAGGGAGCAGAGCAUUGAACCUGGAGUCACCCCGUUACAACACAAAUGCUUUUACCCCAUAGCAGCUCUGCUCAAGGCUGCUCUCAAGCUGCAAAGCCAGCGAAGGAAACAGAAAAUGAAUAUACUCCUAAGAUUAAUCUCACAGGGAACUUCACCAAUUAAAAACAGAAAAACAUUUGUGAUAUCAGUAUUUAGAAGUACAGUGUCAUAAUCAUCAUCACAUGUCGUUCUAAAUACAGCUAAUUUUAUUGAUGAAAUAGAAAUAUUAAAUGAGUCAACUCAGGAAGUCAGCUGAUGUGUGAAAGCUAGCAGGCUAAGCACUAUGUUUUCGGCUGGUUUCCGCUAGUUUAAGGAUUUCAGGUGCUCUGUUUUUAGCAUCGUUUCGAUGAAGAAUUUCAGUUCAGUCUUUGGGUCUUUGCACUGUGCUACACAGAUACAUAUUUAUUUUUUAUUAUAAUGUAACAGUGAUGCCAGCUCUUGUGGUGCGAGGAAAUUCGGUUAUUUCUCUCAGCUUUCUGCAGUCAAAAUUAAUUGAGUUUUAUCUUCUCCAACUCUUUGAUUAUGUCUUCUUGAAAUUUUUUAUUCAGCUAUAAAAAAACUAAAUGACAUAUUGUGUAUGCAGGAAUAUAUGGUGGAUUGGAAGGGAAAUCUGUAAACGUUAGAGCUGGAAGAUUUAUUUAGAGAUUUUAUCACAGAAAAACGUAUCUACAUCAGAUGUGAAACCCCUGCUUUGGCUGUUGAGCUAAAAAAGCUAAUGUUGGACAUUGAACAACUUAGUUUGAGCCCUGACUUCUCCGUCCACAGGCUGGAUUGCACUUGUACUUGGUGCACUUAAGCCUGUAUUGAAAUUGCAGCCUACUGGAAUUUUGGAAAAAAAUGUGAUCGAGUUGUAAUAAUUUCCAUGUACAAUAUCUGAUGUGUUUAGUACUACAAAUUGCACUAUGAAUGCAGAACCUGGGAAGAUCAGUUCUGGCUUUAAAGGCCUUAUAUUUAUGUGUGUAACCUUGUUUUCGCUACAUAUAACUGUGGGUAAAAUUAAUAUAAAGAAAAUUACACACCAUCAAAAUUACAAACGCUUUCCUUACAGACAGAUUUUGUAUAUGUUGAUAAAACAUGCUAUAAUUCUGUGUGCAUUUCUUUCAGCUACAUGAUUGUACAGAUCGUUAUGUUUUAGCUCAACAGAUGCCUAUAAAAAUUGUUCAGUUUAUGCACUUUGCUUGUGUUUUCUUUGGCCAGACCAUCUGUGUGUGUAAUUUUUCUCCCUUUUAGUUUCAAGAAUAUAUCUGAUUCACCGCAAUGUUUUCACUGCAUCCCAGCGGUGCUUAUUGUAGGGAUAAAGCAAGUGUACAAUUAAAAACUUUUUAGGUUGUGUUUUUUGUAUUCUGUUGUGCAUAAACCGAAAUAAACACUGGAUUUCCUCUAA